This is a messenger RNA of Trichobilharzia regenti, 273 nucleotides long. Lineage: Eukaryota; Metazoa; Platyhelminthes; Trematoda; Strigeidida; Schistosomatidae. The record is from the annotation of a GenBank genome assembly.
AUGAACGAGGGAGAACGUGGUUUGACGAAAGACAACAAUUCGAUUGGUAAAUUCGAGUUGUCUGGUGUUCCAUCUGCUCCUCUUGGUGUUCCUGAGAUUGAGGUGACAUUCUACAUCGAUGCUAAUGGUAUUCUGAAUGUGUCAGCUACGGACAAGAGUAUUGCUGAGCGGAAAAAGAUAACCAUCACGAAUGAUAGCGGUCGCCUGUCUAAGGACGAUAUUGAGGGCUUGGUGUAUGAACCUGAGAAGUUCAAGGCUGAGGAUAAGAAGUAG